This is a messenger RNA of Trichoplusia ni (cabbage looper), 3313 nucleotides long. RefSeq lists its product as uncharacterized. NCBI's taxonomy places the organism in Eukaryota, Metazoa, Arthropoda, Insecta, Lepidoptera, Noctuidae. The coding region runs from base 1 to 3270 and encodes 1089 amino acids. The transcript is spliced from 2 exons. The record is from RefSeq and is a predicted model, not a curated record. Gene Ontology annotation, molecular function: catalytic activity.
AUGUUAGACGAGAGAGUGCUCCUACGUUUGCGCUUACCACGGCUGCUUCCGCAUCUUUUUAUUCGUGGUCCACGCAACAGUAUUAAUAAACUUAAAUCACCAAUACUGACUUUUGGUGCAUGGAAUGUCCGCACCCUUCUCGACCGUGACACAAACGCCUGCCCAGAACGAAAAUCUGCCAUAGUUGCUCGGGAACUACAUCGCUACAGCAUUGAUAUAGCUGCUAUAAGCGAAACCCACCUUGCCGAAGAGGGCGAAUUAGUCGAGCAUGGCGGUGGCUACACUUUUUACUGGAAGGGCACUGCUGCAACAGAACCAAGAAGGUCGGGAGUUGGUUUUGCGAUCAAGAACAAUCUUGUGAAGACACUACAAGAAUGUCCAAUUCAUAUCUCGGACCGUAUUACCACUUUGCGCCUUCACUUAGACUGUGAUAACUUCCUUAACGUCAUCAGUGCCUAUGCACCGACGCUAGAUAGUUCCGACGACACUAAGGAUAAAUUUUACGAGGAACUUACACAAUGUCUUCAUAAAAUACCGAACAGAGAGAAGAUACUGUUAUUAGGUGACUUCAAUGCCAGAGUUGGACGAGAUUAUGAAGCGUGGCCUAAAGUUGUGGGUAGACAUGGGGUAGGCAACGUCAACUCUAAUGGCCAGUUGCUGCUUAGUUUGUGUGCUCAAUUCCAACUUGCAAUCACAAACACCAUGUUUCGCCUUGCUGCUAAGCACAAAACUACGUGGAUGCAUCCCAGAUCUAAGCACUGGCACCUAAUUGACUAUGCCAUCACGAGGCAGCGGGACAUCUCUCAGGUCCUAGUCACUCGUGUCAUGCGCGGUGCUCACUGCUGGACGGACCAUAGGCUUCUUGUCACCAAACUUCGUUUAUGCCUUCGGCGGCCAUUUAGAGCUAGCAUGAAAAAGCCUCGAAGCAUAGACAUUGAGAAACUCAAAUAUCCGGCACCCCGAGAAAAAUACGCUGAAUUGCUGGCAUGUGAUUUACACUCUCAUCAAAAUACCGGUGACAUUGAUACUGAUUGGAAAGCUCUGUCGUCGUCAGUUCUUGAUGUAGCCAUUAACACCAUAGGCUUAAAAACAAGACGCAAACAAGACUGGUUUGAUGAGAACGACGAAGUUCUUACUAAAGCUAUUGCCAAACACCGAGAACUUCUCAAGCACAGUAAGAACAGCACUCUAAUAAGAGAGAGCGACCGCGAGUUGUGUAAGCUCACGAGAUGUACCAAAGAUAAAUGGUGGCAAGACAAGGCUCAGUACAUACAGUGGCUUGCUGACAGUAAUCAGCUCGGGAAUUUCUAUAGCGAAAUUCGCGGUCUUAUGGGUACCAUCAACUUCAUAAAGGUACCACUGAAGUCGCUGGAUGGCAACAGUCUGCUAACGAGCAAAAAUGAAGUGCUAGAUCGAUGGGCAGAAUAUUUCAAGAAUCUACUUAAUUUAGAUCGAACAGCCGAUCUACGAUAUAUAGACACUUUGCCUCAACUUCAAAUAGCAGAAGAGCUGGAUGAUGCCUUGUCUAAGCACGAAGUAGUUUGUGCCAUCAAACAACAGCAGAAUCAGCGUGCGGUUGGCUUAGACCUUGUACCAGGUGAACUUCUGAGAUAUGGCGGCGAGGAGUUGCAUUCGCGAGUCUGGGAAAUGUUUGUGCUUAUGUGGGAGAAAGAGCAGGUUCCUGAUGCUUUUAAAUUAUCACGCAUCAGGGCUCUCUAUAAGAACAAAGGCGACCGGUCGGAAUGUGGUUCUUACCGAGGUAUCUCACUGCUCUCUGUUCCUGGAAAAGUCUUCGCCAGAGUACUACUAAACCGCCUCAGGAAUCUCUCUGAAAAGAUUCUGCCAGAAACCCAAUUUGGUUUCAGACCAGAUAGAGGGACUUGUGAGGCAAUAUUCGCAGUCCGUCAACUUCAGGAAAAAAGUAGAGAGCAGGGCCAGCACUUGUAUCUAUGCUUUAUUGAUCUGGAAAAAGCAUUCGACUGUGUCCCUCGCGAGGCUCUCUGGAAGGUACUGAGAAAGUUCGGGUGUACAGAGAAAUUCAUAAGACUCCUGCGACUCCUGCACGAUGACAUGCAAUGUUGUGUAGCGAUUGAAGAUGACCAAUCAAGCUUCUUUUCCGUCACCUGUGGAGUGAAACAAGGUUGUGUCUUGGCUCCUACAUUGUUUGCAUUAUAUUUCGCAGUUGUGGUCCGGGAAGUAUCGACCUCUUCUCUUGAAGGAAUUCGUAUUCGUUAUCGGACUGAUGGGAAACUUUUUAACCUGAAUAGACUCAGGGCGACCACAAAGGUGUCCUAUGCACAUAUAGAGGACAUUAUGUAUGCAGAUGACCUUUGUUUCGUAGCUCAAUCCCCUGAAGUUCUGCAGCAGUUAGUCACGAACCUUCACAAGCAGUGCUGUACUUUUGGCCUAAAGAUCAGCGUGAAGAAGACAGAAGUGAUGUCACUGGACAGUCACGGACAUGAAGAACUGACCAUCGUGCUUGGUGAAGAUGUGCUGAAACAGGUCGAUACAUUUCGAUACUUGGGUAGCACUAUAACAUCAAAGUGCGACCUUGACGCCGAAAUGAAUAGCAGAAUUGGUGCUGCAGCUGCUGCUUUCGGCAAACUCGAUAAGAAGGUCUUCAGUUCCCAUGACUUAAAGCUAUCCACAAAGGUCUCUGUUUAUAUGGCAGUUGUGUUGCCUUGCCUACUUUAUUCAGCGGAAACAUGGACGCCGUACCGACGCCACAUCAGACAACUAGACCGCUUCCACAUCAAAUGUCUGCGCAAAAUAUUAAAUAUCCGCUGGUCUGAUCGUGUGCGUAAUACAGAUGUGUUGAGGAGGGCCAAGGUAGGUGGCAUUGAGGCAUACCUUAUGAGGAGACAGCUGCGUUGGUGCGGACAUGUAUUCCGCAUGCCGGAUACUAGGGUGGCCAAGCGCAUCCUCUACUCUGAGCUGCAAGAGGGCAAGCGAAAAUGUGGCGGUCAACUGCUGCGAUACAAGGAUGUGCUGAAGCGACACAUGAAAAGCUGUUCCAUAGAUCCGUCUCAGUGGGAGAAACUGGCAUCCAACCGCAGAGACUGGAGAAGCCGCGUAAAAGCCAAUAUCUAUGACUUUGAAGCCCGUCGGCUUUCUGAGCUGGAUGCCAAACGAGAUGAGUUGAAAGCGCGACCACCUGUAGCUAUCAACUACAACUUUGUGGCUGGUACCCUGACAUGCCCGCAGUGUGCGCGGACUUUUACGCACAAAAUUGGUUACUCCAGCCACAUGAGAGCACACGCACGCCAAUAGAGUCGAAGCAGUCGCCGUUACCGAAAUCGGUGUGGAAGAUUAU